Salvia splendens (bonfire salvia) is the source of this 2586-nucleotide messenger RNA. RefSeq names its product protein GDAP2 homolog. Bases 658 to 2340 code for a protein of 560 amino acids. Lineage: Eukaryota; Viridiplantae; Streptophyta; Magnoliopsida; Lamiales; Lamiaceae. The record is from RefSeq and is a predicted model, not a curated record. The transcript is spliced from 14 exons.
CCACACCACCUCACAGAAAUCGAUUUAUGCGCCAACCUUCAUUCUUCAUUUCAUCGUUUUCUCCUCCCAUUGGAAUUUUUCUUUCCCUCUCUAAAAUUUGAUAGCUGCUCCGAUUCCCAGGUAUUUCAGUAUUUGGCAAUCCACAAAUUCAAGGCUUCUGCAUGCAUAGAUCGGAGAAAUUGCCACCAUUAAAACUGGUUUUGAUAUGAUAAGCCUCGUUAUAUUUGGUUCUAUUUAUCGUUUUUUUCAUAAUUCGCGCGCGCCCAUAUGAGUUUUUCCCCUAUAUAAUUUGAUAUGAAAAUUUGGGAGUUCCGAAUUUUGAUGAAUUAAUGUGUGCUCUGUCUGGGUGACAUGGUCCAUAAGCUGCCAAAAGCAUGUGAUUUGUUCAUUAUUGGAGACCUAGUUUGUUUGAGGAACCUUUUCCUAGGGGUGGGACAUGAUAAUGCAUUCUUCUGUGGGUUAUUUUGACGUUAACAGGGCUUACAUUUUUCUUUCGAAUUUCUGUUUGUGUUUGGCCAGGAUUUCAAUUUUGUCGACACACAUCUUGUUGCCAUUGUUGAUAUUGAUAUUUUUACAUAUUCAAGCAGAUAGGUUGGAUAUAUGAUGUUGGCUGGUGGCUAGCGAAAGAGGGGAUAAUUUGAUAAUUGGGUGGUAAGUAUGGAUGAUGCUGUGGAUGCCAACAACAAUCGAGGUGGAUUGGCAAAUGAAAGUGGAGAUUCUGUGGUGACACUAGAUCAAGUUCCAUGCUGGAGUAGUGUGGAGUGUAAAGACUCGAAUGAGAAUGAAGAUCCUGCAUUUUCUAACUCAUCCUUUGCAGACCCGUUGACAUCUAUUGAUGAGGGUGGGGAUUGUUUAAAUUGCAUGCAAUCCAGGUUCCCGGUGAAUCAUGAGGUUAACUCCAAGGUUUAUCUUUGGAGGGGGAACCCUUGGGUUCUUGAGGUGGAUGCUGUAGUCAAUUCAACGAAUGAGAGCCUAGAUGAAUCACAGAGCAGUCCUGGAUUGCAUGCUGCAGCUGGACCUGUCCUUGCAGAAGAAUGUGCAACACUGGGUGGUUGCCGAACCGGGAUGGCAAAAAUUAGCAAAGGAUAUGACCUUCCUGCUAGGAGGGUCUUACAUACAGUUGGUCCUAAAUAUGCUGUGAAAUAUCAUACUGCUGCAGAGAAUGCUUUAAGUCAUUGCUAUAGGUCUUGCCUAGAGCUUCUCAUUGAAAAUGGGUUGCAGAGCAUUGCUAUGGGCUGUAUAUAUACAGAAGCCAAAAUGUAUCCACGAGAACCUGCUGCCCAUGUUGCAAUAAGAACUGUCAGGCGAUUUCUCGAGAAACAGAAGGAUUACGUACAUGCAGUCAUAUUUUGUACCACAGCAUCAUCUGACGCAGAGAUUUAUAAGAGAUUGCUCCCACUUUACUUUCCAAGGGAGAAGAAAGAGGAGGUAUUAGCUACUACAAAACUUCCUGCAGAUGUUGGCGAUGAAAAUGGUGAGACAGUUAUUGAUGAGCGCAGAAUAAGAAUUCAGCCUUUGCCUAAUGUGAAGAAGAAGGCAGUUCCAAGAAUUCCUCAAAUCUCUAAUGAUCUGCCAGUCAGUGAUGUUUUGCCAGCACGAAAGAACUCAGCAUACUUGUCUUCAUAUCUGGAUCCUGCUUUCAUGUCCUUGAUCAAAGAUCCAGACCAAAGACGCAUGGAGCAGUGGGAGAAAGCUGCUGAUGCACGAAAUGGUUGGGAUAUUGCUAAAAUGCUUGGGUAUGGUGACCUCAGGGGCCCUCCUUUGUCUGCUGCUGAAGAAUAUUCCCUUCAUUCCAGAUAUCUUGCUAAAGCAAAUUCACUCAAUCUUACCGAGAUUUCAGAAAUGAGAAUAGUCUACCGAGGUGGAGUUGACCAUGAAGGUCGCCCAGUGAUGGUGGUUGUCGGAGCACAUUUUCUGUUAAGGUGUCUUGAUCUAGAACGGUUUGUCUUGUAUGUAAUAAAGGAAUUUGAGCCUGUGAUACAGAAGCCUUAUACUAUUGUUUAUUUCCACUCAGCCGCAUCAUUACAGAUGCAACCGGACCUAGGAUGGAUGAAAAGAUUAGAGCAAAUACUCGGGCGGAAGCACCAACAUAAUCUUCACGCAAUAUACGUCCUUCAUCCAACCUUUGGACUAAAAACCGCUAUUUUUGCAAUGCAGCUUUUAAUAGAUAAGGUGUGGAAGAAGGUGAACUAUCUCGAUCGCCUUCUGCAGCUAUUCAGAUACAUUCCUCGCGAACAGCUGAGCAUUCCAGAUUUUGUGUUUCAGCAUGAUCUUGAAGUAAAUGGAGAGAAGGGCGUUAUUGUUGACCCGAGAACAAAAUAUGUUUAUCAGCGGCAAUAGAUCAUCUAAGAAGGCACAUUUCCUUCUGCUUCAGGUUCCUCAUAUGCAGCAGUUCACAACCUUCUCUCGCUAGUUUUUUUUUUGGGUUAGCUGAAAUUUUGCAUAUUCUGUAAGCUAGUAAUAUUUGAAGAUAAUAGGAGUAUUCAUUUGUAAUUACUAUUUUAUUUUAGCUCAUUGUAUUUCAUGGUGACCUGAGAUCCAACUACUUAUAUAUUGGUGGCUAACUAUUUGGAAACCAAUUUCUUU